GGCGCUGUUUGCGUCAACAUCCGGGCACUACAGCAUAAUAUCCGGUGUUCGGGCGCCGCGACGCCGACCGCAGAAUUCACGGAACUAUCGCCAUCGUCCAUAGCACUACAUAGCACCUUGCACGAGUUGUUAUCAUCACGAGCGUGAGUAAGGUUUGUUCAAACCUAGGAUUUCAGACUUCUAACAUUUUUUGGUUUGUAGUAAUUCUUUAUAAACGAAAUGGAAAAGCAAUUAAAAAAUUUGGCUGUUGAACUUUUUAAAAUAAACGCAGUAAAAUUUGGCAAUUUCGUUACCAAAGCCGGCCUACAGACACCUGUUUAUUUCGACUUAAGAGUCAUAAUAUCACAUCCCCGUUUGAUGACAUCUCUAUCGAGUUUACUGUGGAACUUGUCAGAAAACGGUGGAGGUGCUACUCAAUUAUGCGGUGUCCCCUACACAGCUCUGCCUAUAGCAACUCUAAUAUCUAUAGAGGCAGAUAUGCCCAUGCUUAUAAGACGCAAAGAAGCUAAAAGUUACGGAACCAAAAAAUUGAUCGAGGGUCAAUUUAAAGAGGGGGAAAUUUGCGUGAUCGUGGAAGAUGUCGUGACCACUGGUAGCAGUAUCUUAGAAACUGCCAAAGAUCUGCUCAAUGAAGGAUUGAAAGUCCAAGAAGCUAUUGUCAUUCUCGAUCGGGAACAAGGGGGCAAGAACAAUCUAAAAAUCAACGGUAUACAGAUGAAAAGUCUAUAUACUCUGUCUAGUUUAAUGGGUUACCUUUUGGAAGCCGGAAAAGUUUCGUUACCCGUGGUAGAAAGCGUUAAAAGUUACUUGGAACAAACUAAUGUUUCGAAUCUUCCAAAGAAUAAAGAAAAUUGUCUGAGUCGAUUGCAGUUAAGGUUUGAAGAACGCGCUAAGCUAACCAAAAAUCGCGUAGCGGCAAAAUUGUUCGAACUCAUGUCCACGAAAGAAACAACUCUCUGUUUAGCGGUGGAUCUAAUCAAUGCAGAUGCGAUUUUGGAGCUCGCUAAAAUAGCUGGGCCUCACAUAGCUGUUUUGAAAACACAUGUCGAUGCGAUUGAAAAUUUUACAAGUGAAUUUCCAAAAGCGCUUCGCGAGCUGGCCAAAAAGCACAAUUUUCUGAUAAUGGAAGACAGAAAAUUCGCCGACAUUGGAAAUACCGUGUCUUUACAAUAUAGGAACGGAAUCUACAAAAUAGCAGAUUGGGCAGAUUGUGUUACUGCCCAUACUGUUCCAGGCGAAGGUAUUAUUUCUGGAUUAAAAGACGGACUAAAAGGUAUUUCCGCGGAUCGCGGAAUAUUUUUGGUGACAGAAAUGUCCAGUAAAGGUGCACUAACAUUGGGAGACUACGUCAAGAGUUCAGUUCUUUUGUCAGAGUCGUCAAACCUGGUCGCAGGUCUAGUCUGCCAAGCAAACGUCUUCAGCGAUCCAGGUCUUAUACAAUUAACACCUGGAGUACGAUUAACUGAGACUACCGACACCUUAGGUCAGCAGUACAACACGCCACACUCGGUUGUCCAUGCUGGUGCAGAUCUUGUCGUUGUAGGAAGAGGGGUGACAGAGGCCAAAGAUAAAAUAUCGGUGAUGAUCGAAUAUAAAUUGAAAUUAUGGCAGGCCUAUAUGGAAAGAACGAGCAGUUAAAAUGAAAGUGGCCAAUAAUUUUUCGGUCGUAUAUUCAAGUAUGGUCCUUGGAAAAAUUAUAAAUUAUUAUUUUGUAUUUUGGCGACACUUCCGAAGAGAAUUAAUUGUAUUACGCCUCAAUUUAUAGUUAUAAACUGUUGUUGACUUUUUGUAGAUGUGUAAAUAAAAUCUGAAUAUUUUUAUUCAUUUUUGUUUAAUAGAA
This is a messenger RNA of Athalia rosae (coleseed sawfly), 1840 nucleotides long. RefSeq names its product uridine 5'-monophosphate synthase-like (gene r-l). Bases 220 to 1638 code for a protein of 472 amino acids. The transcript has 3 exons. NCBI's taxonomy places the organism in Eukaryota, Metazoa, Arthropoda, Insecta, Hymenoptera, Athaliidae. Gene Ontology annotation, molecular function: orotate phosphoribosyltransferase activity; orotidine-5'-phosphate decarboxylase activity. Gene Ontology annotation, biological process: 'de novo' pyrimidine nucleobase biosynthetic process; 'de novo' UMP biosynthetic process. The record is from RefSeq and is a predicted model, not a curated record.